Xenia sp. Carnegie-2017 is the source of this 564-nucleotide messenger RNA. RefSeq lists its product as uncharacterized. The transcript is spliced from 4 exons. NCBI's taxonomy places the organism in Eukaryota, Metazoa, Cnidaria, Anthozoa, Malacalcyonacea, Xeniidae. The record is from RefSeq and is a predicted model, not a curated record. The coding region runs from base 60 to 392 and encodes 110 amino acids.
UUUUGUCUGUAAGUUUCCCGCUCGGCGUGUUUUCUAUUUGUCUUUUUUGUCAAAUAAAUAUGUCUCAAACGCACAAUCUCCAAAGAGCAAUUACCGAGGCCGUAGGAAGAGCAGUACACGAGGCACUGCGAGAUCAACAUGAAGAGUCCUCUGAUGCAGCUACUGCCCACGAAAAUAAUAAUGAACCACAGAAUUCCAACUCAAAUGAUGAAAAUAAGGGUAACAAUUCAGGAAGAGUUGGUCGACCAAAGAAAAUAAUUCCAAGGGAUGUAUUGGAAAAUUUGCUUCAGUUACGACUUACGAUUGUGGAAAUUGCCAGACAGUUGAAAGUCGACAGGUCAGUGGUCUACAAAGCAAUGUCGGAGUAUGGGUUGUAUCAGGGGCGGAUCUAGGGGUAGGCACCAUAGGCAAGUGCCUAUGGUGAAAUUACCAAAAUAUACUUCGACUUAGAUUCGAUACGAAUUUAUCGAAUUAUGAAACUAUGAAUAGCACUUUAUCGCAGUCAAAUCAUCUGACUUUUGUUUAGAAAUGUUGUGCAAUUAAAUGACGUAAUUUUGAUAUGAA